Molecule: messenger RNA, 7446 nt
Organism: Pecten maximus
Lineage: Eukaryota; Metazoa; Mollusca; Bivalvia; Pectinida; Pectinidae
Product: protein virilizer homolog
Cellular component (GO): RNA N6-methyladenosine methyltransferase complex
Molecular function (GO): RNA binding
Source: RefSeq, a predicted model, not a curated record
UGAUAGCGUUGGAGUUUAGGUUAUACACAGCAUCCAACAUGGCGGAGACCGGGCCCGAACUAGAAUUAUUGUUUUUCGACACAUUUUCACAUGAAGGGCAGGGAGCCGAGCAAUUAAAUCUUGACCUGGUCCAGUUCCCUCGACCAGUCAUCAUCCAUGAAGUACGAGUGAUCCCCCUGCAAACCAGAGUCCAGGCAGAUGUCCCUGGAGGUGUCAGACUCGGUGCCACAAAUCCUUCCAGUUUUAAACUUGAAUUAUUUGUCAACAAUUUGAGCAAGCCGAAUGCUGCAACAUUUGAAAGACUUGGAGUAUUAGAUUACAAACAGAAUGUGGAUAUCAAGCUACGAGCAGAAGGAGCAGAGAUUCCGACAGAUGGACUGAUACUGAAGGGAUGGUACACCACCAUCACCAUUGCUAUCUAUGGGACGUUGACCGUGGUGAAGCCAGAUCACUCCUCGCCACCACCCCCACCACCUCCACAAGUCAGACAAAAGAACCCUAUUGAAACAAGAAGUGCUGGGUCCACAGAGAUGGCACGUCCAGAUUGGGAGCAAACACCAGCAAGACCUGUGUCAACAACAGCCGAUAUUCCGCGGUCUGAGUGGGAGCCUCCGCCCCCUCGGGCGGCGCAGUCAAAACCUCCACAACAACACCCCUUAGACUAUAUACAGCAACAGGUUCAACUUCAGCAGAAACAGCAGCAAGCUGCACACUCCCAGCCUCAGCCUCUCCCCAACAUGUCUCAUCCCCCUCCAAAUCUCACACAUCCACCCCCUCAACCAGUGCCACCCCCACAGACUAAUAUCCCCCCACCACAAAUCCCCGGACAACCCCCAUCUGACAUGUACAGAGGUGUGGAAGCUCCAUUUGACAGAGCUCUUCACCCAACAUCCCAACAUAGAGACAUAAUGCAAGAAUUCAUUCAGAGUCCUAAGCUCGGACUCAUUGACACUCGUGAUGGAGGUCACUUCGAUGGACGUGAGCCUCCCAGGGAUUUUUCAUCAGAGAAACGUGAGAACUAUGAGAGUAGAGAUGUUUAUGAGGAAAACAGGUCUCAGGGUUCAUAUGAAAAAGACUACAGGCCACAUGGAGAUUCCAAUAGUCGAGAAAGGGAAUAUGACCAAUCUAGAGAGAGUUCUAGGGAUAGGGAAUACAGAGGGAGGGAAAUGGGGGAAAAAGAACGAAGGGAGAAGGUUUGGGAAAAGUUUCGUGAACGAGAAAGGGAACGUGAUACAGGGUUUAGAGAUAAAACAAAAGACUAUGGAGAUCGAAGUCCUAGGGACUGGCCAAGAAGUCCUUCAAAACGGAAUUGGUCAAGAUCACGUUCCCGAUCACGAUCAAGAUCUAGGUCAGACUCCAGAUCACGAUCAAGGUCUAGGUCAAGGUCUUAUUCUAGAUCAAGAUCAUACUCAAGAUCUCCAAGACGAUCUUCUAGAUCUCCAAGGAGGUCAUUUUCAAGAUCUCCACGAAGGUCAUAUUCAAGAUCCCCAAGAAGGUCAUAUUCAAGGUCACCAAGGAGGUCCAGGUCGCGUUCAAGAACUCCAAGAAGGUCUUAUUCCCCAAGAUCCCCAGGACCAUUUAGAUCUCCAGUUUCAAGGUCAAGGACACCUUCAGAAAUGCAUCCAAGGUCACCAAUUCACCCAAGGUCACCUGUUCACCCAAAGUCACCAGUGCACCAAAGGUCGCCUGCACCUAUACAGACUCCGCUAUCCCCUCCCCAGGAGCUGCCCCAGCCAGAGGAAUCUCCGAUCCCAAUCAUCAGACAACCUCGGGAGCCACGAGAGGCCCUUAGGGAACCUUCACAACCCCACGAAGAAAUCAUGGAAGCAGGGGAGAUCAUCGAUGAGGUGGGCCAGCCCAUCUUUGACCAGCUAACUCCUGAUCAGUCACCGGGUCCCAUGUUUUCUUCUGAUGGAGAAAUCCAGGAGGUGGAUGAUACGUAUGAAAAUAUCUCUUCUGAUGAUGAAAUGGAAAUCGAUGGUGAUGACAUGAUGUCGAAUAUGGACAUGUACGAAAUGGUGGACGACUAUGCUACUAUCUCCUUCAACCCGUUCCAGUUUGAAGUGACAAAACUUGUGGCACUGCCAGACGUCACACUGACCAAGUAUGAGUUGGAGUUAUCUGCCCUUCAACAGCAGACCGACAAGGCUACAGACAAACCUGCUACAGAAAGACCGUCUGAGGCAACAACAUUACUGGAACUUGUGGAUGAGUUCUCCUCUUCUGACCAUCAUGGCAGGUGGAUUGAAGCACUAGAAAGUGUCCCCAGUCUCCUGGUGAAGGGCUUGUCUUAUCUGCUACACAGAGAAAACAGAACAGAUGUACUUGACCAGUUACUAGAUUGGACAUUGGAGGGACUGGACUUGGUCAAGGCUAUGGCACAGCCUGAGACUGCCCACAAGGUCCGCCACCUCAAGAUGGGUAUCAAACUGGCUGGGAGUAUGUGUACCUGUAGUCGGGAUAUUGUCCUCAAGUGUCUGAGCAUGGACAUCCAACACAAGCUACUAGAUCUGUUUGUGGCACCUUACAUGUCCUUCUCACUCAAACUCCAAAUUAUACGUGCCAUUGACCAGUCAACACGCUUUACCAGUGGCAUGCAGUGGUUCCUAGGCAAACACCCACAGCAGAGUGCAAAGGCCAAGGUCGAAAGUGACGAAGGUCAAAAGGUCAAGGAAGAAUCAAAAGAUGCACAGGAGAGCUGUUAUAAAAGACUUAUUGAAUGCAUGAUGAAUAAACAGGUUGCCAGAGUAACCAUAGCAAUGGCUGCCUUUUUGAAGAAAAUUCAUAUUUAUGAGUUGUUGUCUAGUCUAACAGGAAGUGUGAAAAGUAUUGUUGAGCGUUUAUCGUCGCUGGAAGAGGAGGCUGGUCAGAAGAAGGAUGGAGACAAUACUGACCUUGACCUUGAGAGCCUGAUUAUGACCAGUACAGUGACCAACACAGAGAUUGACACAUUGGUCAGUGGUCUGGAUGAGAUCACCAAGGUCAUCGCCAUAGCACCCUACAUGAUUGGCCAGCCAGGACGUACCCUCCCUGGAAACACAUUCGAAAUAAAGACAAAACCAUAUGACCCGUAUCCCAAUCUGUAUCACUUUGCCCAGACCAGUGGUCUGCUGGAGGCUGUGUUUGUGCUGGUGUCUGUACCCUCGACAGCUGGACAUCACCAACUGUUCCCCGCCAUAAACAAGCUCAUGAAAACAUUGGUGAAAACACAACAGGGUCUUCUGUUCCUCUCAAGCCGGCCGGACGUCAUCAAUGGUACCAUACGAUCUGCAGCUACACAAGAAAAUGAAUACAGUCGGGAUGAACCGGUGGACGAUAACCCUCUACACAGACUAGGACUAGAGAUCUUCCAUGACUUGCUCGCUGUCCAGUUCAUUGACCAGCUCCUUCAGUACCAGACUAAAGAGGAGAAGGAACUGGAUGAAGUGGAGCCAAUCGAAGCCCUCCAUAAUCUGUACACAAUGACGUUCACCCCGGUGGGACGGGAAGCAGUCGUUCAUGUCCUCGGCCUGGAUGACAAUCUGACAGCCAUUCUUCCUUUUGUAGAAUAUACAGGGGUGGAAGAAAGAGAUGGACGUCUUAAGAAGUCUGUCUGUGCAGGAUACACCCUUAACUUACUGUUGCUGCUGAUUAGACAGUCCAAUAAUGUCCAUAUUUACCAACAGUUUGGACAGCGCCUUGUGGAAAUUGCAGAAAAGGACUUCAGCAGUAAGCUCCUUGAUCUGAAUGAAUGGUUGUCACCACUUAAGAGUAUUACAAGCUACAACCAUGAGGGAGUGGCUUCUGCCAUUACCCAGCUCCGCUCCCACUCCGACAACCUCCAGAAAAUUCCCCGUCCCUUAGUCACUGUAGUGAGGAUACUCCGACACAUGAGCAUCGCCCCGGAGUGCAACUACCCAAAUGAUGAACCUAUUGAGAUGAAAUACAAGUUCAAUCUGUUAGAGAUGUACAGUGGGGACUGCCUGCCAAUAUUUAUCAACAUCUUACAGAAAACCUGUGAGUUUCUGCUGCGACCAUGGCAACAAGGGUUCGUGCCUAGCUCGGACCAAAUCUGCUACCACAUCUCGGUGAUAAUACCGACAAUGAACAUGAUCAGGGCCACGCUGGCUAAUCUCAUUCAGGCCAGAGGAGUAGAGUACCGUGACCUGACAUGUCUACCUGUAUUGUUUGAGCUCCACACUGUACUAUGUUCUGUACCGCUGUCGUCAAUGUUCCUGGAGGAAGUACAUAUUAUUCAAAAAGAAGUGGUCGAUACACUGAUGGCUUAUACACAACCUGACAUACAGCAGGCCGAUAGUGAAGAAGCUCUAAGCCAAAGUCUGUGGACCAAGGUGAUCAAGGAACUCCUCAAAUAUAUUGUCAAAGCUCCUUACACCUACCUAAGUGGCCUGCUGAUGCUGUCAGAGUUACUGCCCUUGCCACUCCCUCUUCAGACAAAGGAGCCUCUGAGUACAGAGGAGUCUACAAAAACUAUCAACAUGCGUAAGUUAUGGAGCAUGCAUCUGUAUGCUGCUACACCACAGCUACAGGAAGUUAUCCAGCUACUGUCAACCUCCACAUGCCAGCCACUACAGCACGUCCUGCGCCGUGUCUGUUGGCAGUUGUCGGAUUUGUCAGCCCACAUUGCCCUUGUGGUCACAAGGUGUGUGCUUGACAUCGUGAUAGAAAGUUUCCAGACAAUGAAGGUGACUCGGUUAGAGGACAAGGGAGAUGGGGAGGCUGUGGAGGAGCAGGAAGAGAGGGUUGCCUCCCCUUACGCCAGCAAGAUGUUGAACCUUCUUGCUUAUGUUCUCUCACAACCUUCUAUCAAAUGUGCCACCCUACAACUCACUAACAAAUCAGGACCAGCUGGUGAAGAGAAAUAUGUGGAACUGUUCCCACAGCUUCUACAGAUACUGAAUACAGUGUGUGACCGGGUCCCCCAUAUACAGGCACAGGAAUGUAUUGUCUCGAUCAUCCAGAGCAUGUGUGAUGUAGAGGUUGCCAUAGUGAUGGGCGAGGCAUAUACCAUCCAAGACCAGAUUGCCCAGGCCCUGCCCUAGUAAGGAUACAUGUACCAGAUCACCAACUCAUUACUAGACCAUAUGGGUAAUCCUGACCACAACUAUGCUUCCAUACUGCCCUGUGUCCGAACUCUUGUCAUGUUCACAGACCAUAACUAUGGCUUUUUCCAUCUCAAAAGCUUGUUGGAGCAGAAGACGACAGCACUUGGUCGACUGAUGGUCCGAAUCAACACAACAUUUAGCAAGGACAGUUCCGACUGUUUGUCCACACUUUCCACAUUACUGGAGUUUCUGCGUCUACUGGUGGAGCUUCCACAGGACGGACCGGAGCUGACACGGACCUACACCCUGACACAAACAGAGCUACGCGCUGUACUGUCCUGGAACCCCAGUAUGGAGAACCAUCCUCUUCUUGACCUUGAAAAACUCCUGGAGGACAGUGCUAAGGAGGAGGAAAGCCUGGAAAGUUUACUGGACAAUAUGGUUAACCUGAUGAAGAUGCUGCGAGAACCUAGUUCUGACGCUCAGGACAAGAUGGCUGUGGUGGAGCCCAUUCUCCCCCCAACCGAGUCACUCACUGCCAUGUUCAACAUGAGGGCAGUGUUUGUGGUAACAGACGGCGAAGAUGAGCGUCUAUCUCCUGCCUACUGGCUGGCUAAUCCCGCGUUAGAUGAGGCAGACAUUGAGCCUGACAUGAUUCGAUUUGAUGUGGAGAGUAUGUGUGCCAAACAUUGCCCCGAGUUCAACCUUGAGGAGGAACUCAAAAAGAAUGUUAUGUCCUCAACUGAGGAACUUACUCGACCUAGAAGACUCAAGCAGGGUGACAGGAGAAAGUCUCAAGAAAUCAGCAUUAACAGGGGCCGUGGUUUCAGACGACCUUUUGUUGCUCCAAUGAGAGGACGUGGUAUAGCCAGAGGCAUGAUGAAUAACAGUGGCCGUGUGGAUUCCUUCCGCUCUCGGCCACCCAACACCAGCCGUCCUCCUUCAAUGCACGUUGAUGAUUUCAUGAAACUAGAGAAGGGCUCUCAGGGACAGCAGCCUCCAGCGCAGUCCCUCACCCCGAUACCAGAGCGAAGAAUGAUGGGCAAGGAGAUGAACCGAGGAGGAGGAAGAGGAGGACGAGGGUUUGAUCGUGGUGGAUUUGACCGUGGUGGCGGAGGACGUGGAUACAGAGGCGGACGAUUUUUCACGCCCCCCUCAAACUACAAUCGUAACAAUGACAGACCAACAGACACUACCUAUGGUGAAAGUAAUCGAGGUGGGGGAGGAAGAGGUGGUUUCUAUGGCAACAGACAAAAGUCCAACUUCAACAGCCCACGAUCAUUUGACAGAGAUGAUGUUGGCGGCAGCGGAGGUCGAGUUGGCCAAGGUGAGAGAAGAGGUGGCAAGGACUUCCGUUUCUCCCCUCAAGGUCGUGGUGGCUACUGGAACAAGGACCAGGACAGCAGUGGUGGCAGGUUUGGCGGUCAGAUGUUCCGUGGAGGGCGUAGAGAGUACCCAGGACACCAUCAGCGAUCCUUCACCAAAUAGACAUUGCCAAAAUCAACUGAACUUUUUUAAAAUCAGACAUUUUUGUUCCCCUUAAAUAUCUAGGAAUAAUAAUUUCACAACAGUGUUGUGGAGAAGUUAUGAAUGAGCUUCAAAUGUCUGAAAAUACUGAUGAAAAAUUCAGUCUUUGAAAGUAAUGUUGGGAAAAGUAAUUUUCCUUGUCAACAAUAUAAUAUUUUUAUUUCUGUUCUCAAAAUGAACAAUUACAGAUACAAGGUUUAAUAGCUCUUUUUUUCAGAAAGGAAGUAUUUCUGCGGUAUUAAAGGUAUCAACUUCUGAUAACACAGAAUAAAAUCAAAAUUUAGAUAUUAUGUGAAGAAAUUUCAAAUGAAUUUUAAUGACAACAUGUUUUUUUAAAAGAAUCAUUGAGUUGAGUUCUUGAAACAUUUAAUGAAUGGAAUGAUUUGACAAGGGAGGUAAUCAAGUGCUCUACCAUUGGAUUAAUGUGCAAUUCCAUGAAGUUAUUUCAUUUACACAGCUCCUUUAUAUUGAUAUUCACCAGUAAGCAUGAUAAUGUAUGUGUUUAACAUAUGUAUUUACACUGAUAUAUAGUCGUGGUGAUAAAGUUUCAAAAUAUCUUGAAAUUAAAGCUGUUGAUUAAAUCACAAUUUUUGACCACCACGAUUCAACUGUUGUUGUUAUAGGAAAUACAUUUUUGUAUAAGACUGAAUUUUUAAUCAACUUGUGUUGGAUUCAUUAUGUUGAAGUGGAAUUAUUGUUUUGAUAUGAUGAAUGCUAUCUUUCCACAAAGAAUAAAAUACUACAGUCCUGACAAACCUUUUACAUCCAUGAAAUUCAAUACAGCAUUCAUGUUGAAAGAUUUUAUUGUGCUUUUACCAUUAUUCCUUACAGAAUAAAAUUGACCAAGAAAUUAAUAAAACAUCACUACAAAUUG